AUGACGUUUGCUGGGACAAAUAUCAGUUUGUCCCAGCCGGAUAUCACGCAGAAACUAACGGAGCGCUUAGACGACCUGAAGCAAAAGAUCGCUGCUUGCGGGAAGCGGAUCCGGCGAUUUACCGAGAGGUCAAAGAGGUUCAACCAGAAUUGUCUCUUCCAGAGGUAUCAGAAGAGGCUCUAUAAAUCAUUGGAGCGACCAGAGGUAUGUGGAGCGGGCCCAGGACCGGAUCAGGCUAACACUGUCGCAUUUUGGCGUGGCCUGUUGUCAGAGCCCGUAAACCACAGCGAGGGCCCUUGGAUGGAAGUUGUUGCGAGUCAGUGUGAGAGUAUUACGCCCAUGGACCCCGUCAUCAUAACGCCGGACGACGUGGAUGAGGCGGAUUGUAGGGCUCCGAACGGGAAAAGUCCGGGGCUCGACGGGCUGCAUCAUUACUGGCUGAAGGGUUACUGUGUGAACCCCUGA
Molecule: messenger RNA, 465 nt
Organism: Parnassius apollo (apollo)
Lineage: Eukaryota; Metazoa; Arthropoda; Insecta; Lepidoptera; Papilionidae
Source: the annotation of a GenBank genome assembly